This is a messenger RNA of Aedes aegypti (yellow fever mosquito), 861 nucleotides long. RefSeq names its product peptide methionine sulfoxide reductase. The transcript has 4 exons. NCBI's taxonomy places the organism in Eukaryota, Metazoa, Arthropoda, Insecta, Diptera, Culicidae. The record is from RefSeq and is a predicted model, not a curated record. Gene Ontology annotation, molecular function: peptide-methionine (S)-S-oxide reductase activity. The coding region runs from base 158 to 817 and encodes 219 amino acids.
AGUUCAUAGACUUGGAGGGGAUGAGUCUGACAGAUACUUUGUGCCGAUUAACUUGCUGCUAAGUGUCGCUCAAUUUCUGGAAACUUGCGUUUGUUUAUGUUUUUAUGUUGUUUAGUUUGAUUUGCUUGGAUUAGUAAAUAACUUUGAGUAGUUUAACAUGGCUAAACUAUUGCACCAUGUGGACACUCCCUUCGAACAGGCCACUUUCGGAAUGGGUUGCUACUGGGGCUGUGAUUCCCUGUUUGGAGCUACCAAAGGCGUUUUGAGGACCAGAGUCGGUUAUGCCGGUGGAACCACUGAGUCCCCGAGGAGCAAACAUGUAGGGGAUCAUGUUGAAGUGAUCGAGAUCCAUUUCGAUCCCGAGCAGAUCUCCUAUAAGGAGCUAUUGGAGAUGUUUUGGAACAAUCAUGAAUAUCGGGCUUCGGCUCGUUUGAAACGAGAGUACAUGAGUAUGAUUAUGUAUCACAAUGAGGAACAGCGGCAGCAGGCUGAAGCUAGUAAGAUCGAACAGCAAGCCAAGGAAGGAGACGAAGUAGUUGUAACGGAGAUCGUACCAGUAAGCCAUCUGUACCCAGCGGCGGACCACAAUCAAAAAUACCGAUUACAAGGCCACGUGGACUUAGCCAAGGGACUGGAUUUGACUCCGGAGUUGCUGCAAACUUCCCAUGUGGCUGCUCGACUGAACGGAUACUUGGUAGGAGUCGGUGGAUUGGAUCAGUUCGAAGCGGAAGUGGGAACGCUGGGAUUGACCGAGGAACAGGCGCAAUAUGUGCGUAAUUACCUCAUCCAAAACGAAGGAGGGGCUUUAUCAUGUUGAUUUGAUGGAAUGGAAUACACAAUCUACGAUUUUUCUGGUUAGAA